This is a messenger RNA of Sungouiella intermedia, 969 nucleotides long. Lineage: Eukaryota; Fungi; Ascomycota; Pichiomycetes; Serinales; Metschnikowiaceae. The record is from the annotation of a GenBank genome assembly.
AUGGAUAACUGUUCUCAAGUGGCCAAUGUGUCCAGUUUCUUCAGUACAGUCUCUCUCUUGAGCUGGAUAUGUGCGCAAAUGCCCCAGAUCUUUACAAACUACAAGACUAAAUCUGCAGAAGGUAUAUCUCCCCUGUUUCUAUUACUUUGGUUCAUGGGAGAUUUCCUCAGUUUUACCAGUUGUUUGCUCAACGAUGUGGUUUUGAAGUUCCAGGUCUACCUCAGCCUUUUCUUCAUUUGUAACGAUUUAACAUUAUGUUACCAAUACUACUACUAUAAUAGUGUAUAUCCAAGAAAGAAUUUGGAGACGAUUUCAUCAAGCACAGAGCCAGAGGAACCCGUGCUAAGCGAGGGAGUGUCAAAGAUUGCAGAUGUUCACUCGUCAACAAAUCACAUCCACAUUCGUGGCCAUACUAAUCAUGACACCGAGACCCUGAGCCUAUCGCAGUCUGAAGGAUCUGAAUCGAGCAGUUUCGGAUCCACGGGACGGACCAAGAAAGCUGGUUUCUCAAGUAUGGCUGCAGUUGGUACCUUUAUCAACGCUGGUGUGGCCAAUGCUAUGGCUAUUCCCAAGGAUGGAGAAGUCACGACACUUUCUAAGGAGUCUCUUGGUCUAUUCCUUGCAUGGUGCUGCACGGCCGUGUACGUGAGCUCACGGUGUCCUCAGCUCUAUAAGAACUAUAAAAGAAAAUCUGUGGAUGGUAUUUCUCCGCUCCUUUUUGGUUCUGCUUUAAUUGGAAACCUCACCUACACUCUCUCGAUCCUCACAAGUUGUGACUUCGUUGAGGAUUCCAACAAGACACAGUUCUUUUGGCGUCAGCUUCCGUACAUUUUGGGAAGUUCAGGUACCGUCGUCUUUGACAUUGCAUAUUUCUAUCAGAGAUACCUUUAUCGGGACUACAGGCUGGGAGGACCGGUGAUGUUAGAAUCUUGGGAGAGCAUUGAGAGUCGGGGAGAGCAGUGGGAUUAA